Octopus bimaculoides (California two-spot octopus) is the source of this 3417-nucleotide messenger RNA. Its product is annotated as cyclin-dependent kinase 8-like. The record is from RefSeq and is a predicted model, not a curated record. Gene Ontology annotation, biological process: protein phosphorylation. Gene Ontology annotation, cellular component: nucleus. Gene Ontology annotation, molecular function: ATP binding; protein serine/threonine kinase activity. NCBI's taxonomy places the organism in Eukaryota, Metazoa, Mollusca, Cephalopoda, Octopoda, Octopodidae.
AACUUCCGGUUACCGGUUUUUUUCAUAAAACCUGAUUUUUUUUUGUGGGUUGGGGUUGGUGUCUGACGGUUUUUUUCAGUCUCUUGUCCACCUCUCGCCUAAAGAAACACGUUUUAACUGUAGUCCUUUAGAUAUCGUACCAUAAUCAGAAGGCACUACUGGCAGAAAAGAAAAGAAGCUAUUUAUUUUUUUCAUUUUUUUUUACCCCCAAAAGAAAGAAGAAAGCCAAAAGAGAAAAAUAUAUUUAUUGGAAGAAGAAAGAUAACAGAAAAAAUUAACAUCAAGCAAGGAAGGCCAGAACAGGAACCUCUAUUGAAAAGUGGCGAGGUGUAUAUUUUAGAGACAAGACUGUUACAAAUCACAUAAUUAAUUAACAGUAUUAUCACAAGCCGAACACACCAAAGUAACAACUAUUAGCAUUAAUUUGUUAUUCCCAUUAUUACUAUCACUCUAGUAUUUACCAUCAUCAGCUUCAACAACAACAAUAAUAACAUGAAUAGCAGUCCAUAUGCACACAUACAUGUAUGCAUACACAUCAUAUACGCAUACGCAUAUACACGCACGUGCAAACUGAUUGAUACAAAGGUAAUAAUUAUGUGAGCCAAUUAAACUGAGCUUCAUUGGACAUUGACAACAUUCAAAGCAGGGAUAUUAUAUAUAUAUAUAUGUAUAUAUAUAGUGAACAAAAAUAAUGUUAUUAAUAUCUUUAAUAAUAAUAUAACAUUCGUAAAAAAAAUAAUACCAAUAAUAAUAUUUCUUUCUUUAUUUUUUAUUUGUUUUAAUAAUUUUCACUCUUUUUAUAUAUAUAUGUAUAUAUCUAUAUAUAUAUUUUUCAAGAGACAAACCUACCAUCAUCUUUAAUCAUCAUUACCAACAUCAUUAAAAAAAAAAUUACUAAUGAACCGUUCAUCACAUCGUCAUUAUCUUCAUUAUUCCUAAAUAAUAACUACAACAUCAACAUCAAUAAUGGAUUAUGAUUUCAAGAUGAAAACUGCUGCUGAGCGUGCGAAGGUUGAAGAAUUGUUUGACUAUGAAGGUUGUAAAGUUGGAAGAGGAACAUACGGACAUGUUUAUAAAGCCAAACGGAAAAACAGCGCUGAUGGCCGGGAAUAUGCUCUGAAACAAAUUGAGGGCACUGGUAUCUCGAUGUCUGCUUGUCGGGAAAUCGCUUUAUUGCGAGAACUCCGACAUAAAAAUGUGAUUAGUCUUCAGAAAGUAUUUCUCUCACAUACAGAUAGGAAAGUUUGGUUAUUAUUUGAUUAUGCUGAGCAUGACCUAUGGCAUAUAAUCAAGUUCCACAGGUCUGCCAAAGCCAACAAGAAACAAAUUAGCUUCCCAAAGAAUAUGGUCAAGUCACUGCUGUUCCAAAUAUUGGACGGUAUUCAUUAUUUGCACUCCAAUUGGGUUCUCCACAGGGAUUUAAAACCUGCCAAUAUACUUGUAAUGGGUGAAGGCCCAGAAAGAGGAAGAGUUAAGAUUGGUAAGUCUUUUCGUCUUUGAAAUUGUUAGAUUUUUCAUAUUUUUAAUCUAGAUUUAAAAACUCUAGCAGAUCUAGAUCCUGUGGUUGUGACUUUUUGGUACAGAGCACCAGAAUUAUUAUUAGGAGCGAGACAUUACACAAAAGCAAUUGAUAUUUGGGCUAUUGGGUGUAUUUUUGCUGAACUGUUAACAUCGGAACCAAUAUUUCACUGCCGCCAGGAGGAUAUCAAAACUAGUAACCCUUACCAUCAAGAUCAGCUGGAUAGGAUUUUUAAUGUCAUGGGUUUUCCUCAGGAAAAAGAUUGGGAGGAUAUAAAGAAAAUGCCUGAGCAUCCAACAUUAAUGAAAGAUUUCAAGAGAUCAAAUUAUGUCAACUGUAAUUUGAUCAAGUAUAUGGAAAAACAUAAGAUCAAGCCAGACAGUAAAGCCUUUUUGUUGCUACAAAAAUUAUUGACGAUGGAUCCAACGAAACGUAUUACUUCAGAGCAAGCUAUGAAAGAUUCUUACUUUUCUGAAGAUCCACUGCCUUCACAAGAUGUGUUCGAGGGCAUGCCGAUCCCUUAUCCGAAAAGGGAGUUCCUUACUGGGGAUGACAAUGAUGAUAAAGCAGACACUGGGGCUAGCAAGGUUGGUGACAAACAAGCAGCCGCUGCUGAUCAAUCAUCUAGUCACAACCAACCUCCAUCAAAACGGGUAAGAGUUAUUCCCCCUGUCACCACGACAGGGGGCAGUACUAUAGGAACUUCAGAUUAUCAGGUAAAGCAUGUUCACAACAUUCAAGGAGGAAACCAGCAACAGACUGGCAUUACAAUGUCCACAGGCAAUACCUCACAGACUUCAAGUUCAAUAGUGUAUGGACAGUCCAGAUUUUAGAACCAGGUUGACAGAUAGAUAGAAAGACAUGUGCACACGUCCCAUUUUUGAAACUGUGUUUCGUAUGUCAGCCGUCAACAGUGACCCGUUUCUUUUGAGAUCAUUGUUGAACUGACCGCACGUGCUUGCUGUGUCUGUCUGUCUGUCUGUCCGAUACAUCUGGGUCUAGUUUUCUGGUACGAUUCGAUGACCAGUAAUACCUGUUUCUACCGACCAUCGCUGUUGGCAGUCGACCCUGCCGGGGAAAUAGCCAUGUAACCGUUCAGAAAUACACCAUUGAGAUCCUAUACAACUGCUAGGGUCAGGUUGCCGUUUUGCUUUCGUGCUCGACAGUGACUUCUUGGAGGAAAUGGUAAUAGCUCAGCAUCGAUGCCCCAAAGAUUACAAAUAUCAACAGAAAAUGCGGAACAAUUACAAACACCACAACAACAAUAACAACAGUAGUAAGGAAACAACAACAGACGCCAAACAGUUUAACUGAAUCAAAAGGAAAAUUAAGAUAAUUUUUUACGAACUUUUUUCAUACACAAAAGGAUAAACACAACAGACACCUAAUGAUAAAACACAUACACUAUUGUAGAAGCAUCACCUAGAAGGCAGUUGACAGUUAUAAACAUUAUUAUUAUUAUUAUUAUUAUUAUUAUUAAGAGCAACAGCAGCAGUCGCCAUCAUUGUCAUCCUCUUCAUCACUCAUUUUUAAUCAUCAUUAAAUACAAUUGACCUUAACCUGACCACAAUCACAAGAUCAGCAGCAGCAGCCAGAAGUAAUGAAAGAAAAGAAAAUUAUAAAAAAAAUUCCAUGUUUUUUUUUUUGAGUAACAUCCCUCCUUUUAGAAAAAAUAAAUUUAAACUAAAAAAAACCAUUUGUGUUGGCAACAACAGUAAAAAAAAAAAAGGAAAAACAAGACAUGUACACAAACACACAUACAUAAAUGCAUACAUGCACAUACACGUUUAUAUAUGCAUACGCUCACACAAACACUUAGAUGAAAAAAAAGAAAUAAAAGAUAUGUAAAAAAAUAGAAAAAAAUUUUUAAACAAAAAAUUGAAAAAUACUGCAAAUAA